UGUUAUGAGAACAAAGAGCUGAGUUGGAGACAUGGCCUUUGUGUUGAGUCAACCUAACCAUGGGUCUCACUGCCUGGUAGUGUGUGGGUGCUACUACUAACAGAAUUGAACAUGGCAUUUGGGCCAUGUCUGGCAUGACGAUGAACAUGUUUAAGGUUGAGUCAGACUACAUUAACUGCACCAUCAGCCAUGAGAUCCACCAGUACCUGUUCUCUGGAGCCUACAUCCUGGUCCUUCUGAUCGGCGUGCCCACCAACGCCUUCUCCCUCUACCACGCCUGGCUGCAGCUGAGAGCCAAGAACGAGCUGGGGGUCUACCUGCUCAACCUGACCAUGUCGGACCUCCUCUACCUGGCCUCGUUGCCUCUCUGGCUGCAGUACAUCUUCCAGGGAGAUGACUGGAGCCAAACGGAGUGGCUGUGCCAACUGUGUGGCUUCCUGCUCUAUGAAAACAUCUAUAUUAGCAUAGGGUUCUUAUGUUGUAUCUCUAUAGACCGUUACCUGGCCGUGGUGUACCCGUUCCACUUCACAGCAUUCCGGAGCAUGCGGGCAGCUACAUUGGCCAGCGCGUUCAUCUGGCUGAAAGAGAUUGCCGUGGGCGUGGUCUUUUUCAGACACAAGGAACUAAGCACUGACCGCACCAACCAAUCGGUUUGCUUUGAGCACUACCCCAUGCAACCAUGGGAAUAUCCAAUUAACUACUACCGUUUCUCCGUUGGUUUCCUGUUCCCCCUGGGCAUCCUUUCCGUGUCGUAUUUCAGAGUCCUACGGGCAGUCAGGAAGAGCACUGGCACUCAGAGCGCCCAGAAGACCCGCAUCAAGAACCUGGUGACCAGCACCAUUGUCAUAUUCCUGGUAUGUUUCUCUCCAUACCACGUGUUCCUGCUGCUGCGUACAGUCUUUGAGAGGGACUGCCCCUUCAUCAUCAGUAUCUUCAACUACUAUCACUUCUCCCUGCUGCUCACCAGCUUCAACUGUGUGGCUGACCCGGCGCUGUACUGCUUCGUCAGUGAGAGCGCCCAGCAGGGGAUCCAGCAGGCCCAGGAGGCCUGUACCCAGGCUCUCUGCUGCAGCUGCCACAGGGGACAGCAUAGCCCUGUUACCGCCACCACCACGGGGACAGACUCCAACGAGGUGGCCACCUCCAACGAGAAGGGGACAACAACCGUCACACCGCUGACACAGAACCAGAUGAUCUAUAAUAAUAAUAUAAUAUAA
Messenger RNA from Oncorhynchus gorbuscha (pink salmon), 1217 nucleotides. RefSeq names its product ovarian cancer G-protein coupled receptor 1-like. The coding region runs from base 126 to 1217 and encodes 363 amino acids. Gene Ontology annotation, biological process: G protein-coupled receptor signaling pathway; cellular response to pH. The record is from RefSeq and is a predicted model, not a curated record. Gene Ontology annotation, cellular component: membrane. NCBI's taxonomy places the organism in Eukaryota, Metazoa, Chordata, Actinopteri, Salmoniformes, Salmonidae. The transcript is spliced from 2 exons. Gene Ontology annotation, molecular function: G protein-coupled receptor activity.